Hypoxylon fragiforme is the source of this 639-nucleotide messenger RNA. RefSeq lists its product as uncharacterized. The record is from RefSeq and is a predicted model, not a curated record. Bases 1 to 639 code for a protein of 212 amino acids. The transcript is spliced from 2 exons. NCBI's taxonomy places the organism in Eukaryota, Fungi, Ascomycota, Sordariomycetes, Xylariales, Hypoxylaceae.
AUGCCGGGGCUGUGGGUGGGACUGCCACGUGCACUUUGGCGGCGAGUCCUUCCUUCUUCUUUAACCCCCGACGGUGUGGCGGGGACACACCAGCCCGCGGGGUGCGAGGUCGUGCUCGCGCUCGCGUCGGGGCCGAACGUGUACGGCGCGGGCGCGUGUCUGAGGGGCACGGGGACGUGUUUGCGCUGCCUGCUUUCGACUGUGCUAAGGGGGGGGAGGCGCGCACGCAGUUCAGCCCCGAGGAGCUGCGGUGCGCCAGAGUCGCUGCGCAUGUGCACGGGAAGCCGGGGCGGCGACGGUGGAGCACGUGUCAUUCGCGGAUGCGGAGUAGUAGUGCAUCAAGGAGAAAGGGACCGUCUGCAUCGCGACGCGCACGAUCGUGGAGCUGCUGCUGCUGCUGUAGUCGGGCGGGCGGAAAAGGGGGUUGUCGUGGCAGCAGCAGUGGGAGAAGGCGCAGCUGUGCGUGGAAAGAACUCGCUGGCCGGCGUGCCGAUCGCCACGUCGCCGGGGUUCAACAUGGCGAUGGAGCUGGACUACGCCGUGCAGGCCGGGCUGAAGCAACCUAGAGGCGAUCAAGGCCGCUACGGCCAAUGGGCCCCCUUACGGUUGGAGCUCAGGCGGCGAAGACGGGCCAGCUGA